AUGAGGUACUACUCAGGCAAGAUCCGCGCCAAGCCCUUAUGGUGGGAGAAGGUCCACGAUUCCACUAUCGCCGCCAAGUGGCGGGCGGAGAUGGCCGAGCACGAUCGCAUCACGCACGACGGGUUUUGGGGAGGCGAACGUCGCUUCGACGAAAAUGACGAAGAAGGAAAGGCGAAAAGGUGGCCACGCGACCCCCUUACUGACGCGCAGCUCGACUACAUCUUCGACGAACUCGUCUAUGAAUCUUCUAUGCGCGACCCCGCCACCGGGAUAUUCGCCAGUGCUAUCAAGAAGGCGUACGAGUCGCAGUCGCUCAUCGAUGGCGCUCUCAAAGCUCAGCUCUUGGAGGGGGCUUCCGCCUUCGAGAACGUCCACGACGAUGAGAAGGACUGGCAUCCUGGCUCCGAUGGCCAAGUCCUCGACCUCGUCCAUCCGUCUCUCUAUCCCAUCUGCAUCGGCCGCACUCUCUUCCGUUCGUCCGGUCCUCAGGGAGGGGACUCCGUGCUUACUCUGCUCGACAUAGACAAGUACCUUCAAGCACGCCCUGAUCUUCGCACAGAGCGAUGGUACACCCUCUCAGACUCCUACCAGUGGUUGCCGACGGACUUCGCCGUCUCCGCUGCCGGCGAAGUCGUCGCACUUGAGUAUAUCAACAACGCGCACCCGUCGCGGCACCGCGCGCUCCACCGCGCGGUCACGUCCGUCAUCGCGCGCUUCGUACCCAUGUUCGAACGCGUCCUCUCCGACGUCCUCUCCGCUCCUAAGGAGGAACCCAGCAGUUUGCCGUUCCGGUGGUACGAAGACCUCGAGGUCGAGCCGCCAAAGUGGGACCCCAAGGCCCCCGACCUCGACGCACAACGCGAGGAGUGGGAGCGCGAGCACAGGUGGCCGCGCAUCCCGGACCCGGAGCCGUUCGCCGCCCCUGCCACGACCGAUGGGCGCGUCGAGCUCUCGCUCAAAGGACGCACGGUCCAGGUGAUCGUCAAGCUCGCCAACAUACACCUCACGCCCGACAAACCCUCUUACCCCGGCGGGUCGUGGCACGUUGAGGGCAUGCUGAACGAGCGCAUCGUCGCGACGGGGAUCUACUACUACGCGAUGGAGAACGUCACCGAGAGCCGGCUCUCGUUCCGCCAGGGCGUCGGUGUCGGCGACUGGGACGCGGACCUCCCGUACGAGCAGGGCGACCACAGGGGGUACCGGGUCGCGUACGGGUUUGGUAUCGAGGAUCCCCUGAACCAGGUGCUGGGCCACAUCGUCGCUGCGGAGGACAAGUGCGUCGCGUUUCCGAACGUCUACCAGCAUCACGUCGAUCCGUUCGAGCUCGCGGACAAGACGCGCGCGGGGCACCGGAAGAUCCUCGCGCUGUUCUUGGUCGAUCCUCACGUGCGGGUUUUGUCCACGAGGGACGUGCCGCCUCAGCAGCGCGAUUGGGCGAUGAACGAGGUGGAGAAGGCCCCUGGGCUGCAGAACCUGCCACAGGAGCUGUUUGACAUGGUCGUUGGCUUCACAGAGGAUGGGUUGAUGUCGCGGGAGCAGGCGGGGGAGCAUCGAGAGCGGUUGAUGAAGGAACGGUCUGCGUUCGAUGUUCAGCAAAACGAGGAGAUAUUCGAGCAGCAGUUUAACAUGUGCGAGCAUUAG
Molecule: messenger RNA, 1641 nt
Organism: Epithele typhae
Lineage: Eukaryota; Fungi; Basidiomycota; Agaricomycetes; Polyporales; Epitheliaceae
Exons: 2
Coding region: 1-1641 (546 amino acids)
Source: RefSeq, a predicted model, not a curated record